UGCACUGUGUAUUCCUGACCCACACCCUCCUCGCCACCCACUUCCCGGACGUGUUAGUGUUUGACUCGGGCUGUGGGCUCCGGGACUUACUCAUAUAAUCGGAGUGUUUUUGGGGCGAUUACCUGAUGCUGCAUCUCAUUAUGAGCGCAUAGGAAGCGCAGGAGCUCUCCCCCUCAGGAUCUGAGUCUGGGGCUCGCACAACUGUAGCAAGAAGCUGACCUGGGGGAAAAAACAGAUAAGGAUGGAAUCCUUUAUCCUCUGCAGGGCUGUUCUCAUCUUCCUCAUGCUUUCCUGUGUUCAGUGUGCAGAGACUCAGCCCCAGAGUGCAGUGUUCCUGCCGGAGUUCACCCUCUCGUCUCGGGGCAGUUUCAUGCAGGAUGCCACUGAAGAUCAGUUUCUAACGUACAGUUACGACGACCAGGCAUCUAGAAUGACCCGCUCAGAUGAGGACAGGGACAUUGGGUGGGAUGCCUGGGGCCCCUGGAGUGACUGCUCUCGGACCUGCGGUGGAGGAGCCUCCUACUCUCUGCGACGUUGCCUCAACGGAGGAAGCUGUGAUGGCAAAAACAUCCGCUACAGAACCUGCAGCAAUACGGACUGCCCUGCAGAGUCAGGUGAUUUCCGGGCCCAGCAAUGUUCAGCCCACAAUGAUAUCAAGUACCAGGGUGUCACAUAUGAGUGGGUUCCAGCCCCGUAUGACUCCUCUGCACCCUGCGUCCUGCAGUGCCAGGCUAAAGGGAGAAGCCUCACUGUUGAACUUGCCCCUAAGGUGCUCGAUGGCACACGAUGCCAGGCAGAUGCCUUUAACAUGUGCAUCAAUGGAAUGUGUCAGGAAGUGGCCUGUGAUCGGCAGCUGGCCAGUGGCGCUAAGGAGGAUAACUGUGGCAUCUGUGGCGGUGACGGCUCCACUUGCCGGCUGGUGCGAGGACAGGUCCUACCCUACCUGACACCAGAACAAUCUCAUAAGACAGUUCUGGAGGUGCCAGUGGGAAGCCGCUUUCUCAGACUCAGUGCCAAAGGACCUGAUGUGAUAUCCAUCGAAGCCAUCUCUCUUGAGGGAAGGAAUGAAGAGAUCAGUCUGAUGUCCACAGGCUCUUACGUGAUAGGAAACACCUCCUUGGAUUUUCAAAGAGGGACAGAAAAGCAGACACUCAGGACACAUGGUCCACUCAAUGCUGAUUACUUUAUCAAGAUGAGGUACGGAGGCCCCAAGGACACAGUUGUCCAGUUCCUGUUCUACCAGCCAAUUAGGUACCAGUGGAGGGAGACUGAAUUCUUCCCCUGCUCUGUCACCUGUGGAGGAGGCUACCAGCUCAACUCUGCAGAGUGCACAGACAUCCGAUCCAACCAGACGCUGCCUGAGCAUCUCUGCAGCAGCUAUCCUGAAAACACUAAACCAACACCGAAGCUCAAGGAGUGCAACAUGGACCCCUGCAAAGAGGGUGAUGGAUUCAAAGAGGUGAUGCCAUAUGACCACUUCCAACCUCUGCCUCGCUGGGAGCAGGGCCCCUGGAUCCAGUGCUCUGAGUCCUGUAGUGGUGGCUGGCAGGAUCGCAGUGUACUGUGCGUAGAGGAGGACAGCCAUGGACAGUUCUCUCAGGUGGAGGAGUGGAAGUGUACCCACUCCCCUCGACCUGUCACCCGACAGAUUUGCAACAGCUUCCCCUGCCCCCAGUGGGUAGCCAUGGAAUGGUCUCAGUGCACAGUGACGUGUGGCCGAGGCCUGCGUUACCGGGUGAUUCUGUGCAUCGAUCAUCGUGGACAGCACAUUGGAGGCUGUGAAAUAUCACUCAAACCUCAGGUUAAAGAAGAUUGUCUGGUCCCUAUCGCCUGCCACAAGCCUAGAGAACACACACCAGUGGAGGCCAAGGCGCCCUGGUUAAAACAAGCUCAGGAACUGGAGGAACACCAUACUGCCACAGAGGACCCUACAUUUGUACCUGGGCCCUGGGUACACUGCAGCGCCACCUGUGGGCCAGGCAAGCAAACUCGUGAGGUGAAGUGCCGGGUCAUGCUUUCAUUCACCAAGACGGAGGUGGACCUUCCAGACAAGGAGUGUGGCAACGACAAACCCCAGGUAGAGAGGCCCUGCUACCAAGGGCCAUGUAGGGGCAUCUUUUCAGGCCCCCAGGAUCAUGGAGCCCCGUACAACCAGAUGGAGGAACUGUACAUUUGGGACUACAGGGGCUUCAUUGCCUGCUCAGCUACAUGUGCUGCUGGGAAGCAGACAGCAGAUGUGAGGUGUGUUAACAAGAAGCAAGGUGAGGAGGUGGCGGACCCCCUGUGCAAUUUAUCCAGCAGGCCACCAGCAAUGAUACGAAUCUGUAACCCUGACCCAUGCCCCCCAAGAUGGGAGGUGACGGCAUGGACCAGUUGCUCUGCCUCCUGCGGCGUUGGAAUACAGACCAGGAGCGUGUUUUGCAUGCGUCUGUUGUCCAUCGACCAGCAGGAUAUUCUGACUGUUUCUGAGGAGGAGUGCAGGGAAUUCAAACCUGCCAUUCUGCAACCGUGCAACCAGUUUGACUGUCCCCCAACCUGGGAGGCUGAACCCUGGCAGCUGUGCUCCCAGUCAUGUGGUGGGGGUGUCCAGAUGCAAAAGGUUUACUGUAAGCAGCUGUUGUCCACAGGGGCCUUUAGGAGGUUGGGAGACAGAUCCUGCCAGGGCCCAAAACCUGCCAUGGAGAGAGGUUGCAGCAACACUGACUGUCUGCACUACACGGCUGGAGGAGAAUGGGGAAAGUGCUCAGUGUCCUGUGGGCUGGGGAUCCAGCUGAGGGAGCAACGAUGUAGCCAGUUGACAGCCGUGGGCCACCAGGUGACACUGGACAGGGAGCUGUGCUCAGGAUUACCCUCCCCACGUCUUGUGCGAGCCUGCCGCAUGAUGGCCUGUCCCAAACAGAGCAAAGAUUGGAGACCCAAAGACACUCAGAAGGUUCCAAUGAAGAACCAAGUGGGACAUCCAAUAAAGGCCCGGGGCUAUAAGAGUGGGGUUAAAUGGUGUCCUAUGCUAAUGAGUAAGCACCACAUCUACAUCCAGACCCACAAGGAGAAACGCAUCCAUUUGACUGUUGGUGGCCAUGCCUACCUUCUACCUAACACCUCCCUGGUCAUCAAAUGCCCUGUCAGAAAGUUUCCCAAAGCAUACAUCCGCUGGUUGAAAGACGGAAGCCCCAUACCCAUCUCCAAACGCCUGGGCAUCACCAAGUCGGGCUCUCUAAAGAUUCACUUUGUGACAACAGAGGACACUGGGGCAUACAAAUGUGUCACUGGACCAGCCUCAGAUAUCUUCACUCUUCAUCUGAUAGGUGGUGACAGCAUGAAACCUGGGAGACUGUCUACUACCACUCCUGGUCCCAACAGGGAGGAAAUGUUGCCUAGUUGCCACAGUCACUACUCAACCUUGAAUCCAUACAGGCCCGUCAGUGUAUUUCUUUUGCCCCUUGGUGUCCAGGAAGUUUCGCUGCAGCCGUGGUUGAAGGAGAGGCUGAUUUAUAUAACCCUGCAGGCUGACAGAGGAGAGAUACAGCAGGAGCAAGCUUCAGAGCUCAUUUCCUCACUGCUGACCCACAUGUCUGCUGCCCAGCUCUGGACACGGAUUACAGAGGGAGAAGUGCAGGCUAAAGAUAUUCUGCCCAACUGGUCAGAGCGCUCUUCACUCGGCAUUCUUGUGAACACACCACGAAUCAUCAGGCAGCAACAGCGCCUUCCACUGGCUUUACAGAAGAACAUCAACGUCACCAUUGGACAUAGUGCCCUCCUCACCAAUGCUACCCGAUCGCUGACCAUCCUUUGUCCUGUAGAGGGCAGCCCGCCUCCCAAAAUUAACUGGACCAAGGAUGGAGCUCUGCUGCAGUUCACUGACAGGGUCUCGUGGGACAGCUCCGGAGGACUUCACAUCCUUCAGCCCAGAGUGUCUGACAGAGGCCAGUACAAGUGCACAGCUGCCAACAUGCAUGGCUCAGACUCAGAGACGUCUCAGCUACUUGUGGCAGAGCCACCGGCCAUCGCAGUGUCAUGGAGGAAUGUUUCAGACCAUGAGCUGGUGUUGGGACACAGCUUGAGGGCUGUGGUUGGUGAACGAGUCAGUGUUCGGCCAGGCACCAACCUCAUACUGGACUGCCCAGUCACUGGUAGGUCAUAGCGCUGGAUUGUGAAGUCUGUGGCUGAAAGACGGCAGGACUACAGGCAGGAAACACACAUCAGUCACACAACAUCAUGGGGACUUUCAUUUUAGAGGGAGUGUUAACAAGCCCCAAUCUAUUGCAAAUCCAUAAAUAAUAUUAAUAUUGAUGGGCCUGUUUACCUGGUCACUUAAUGCUACUGGUGCCAAGUGUGUAGUUAAAAGUAUAUCAAGGCAUUUUACAUAGUAAGGUUGAAAACUUAACAAUUAUAGAGAAACCCAACAGUUCCUACAACGAAAAAACACUUUGUCGUCUGUGGAUAACGCAGAGGGUGUUUUUACUCUGGAUGUAUUAAGAGUUGGAUACAGUUCAACAACUCAGUCUUUUUUACCAUUUUGUUCCAGUGGUUACUCCCAGUACUACAAAUUAAAAUAUGGCAUCACCAAAAUGAAUUUGACAGGACAAUGUAGACAGGGUCAAUUAUUAUGAUUAGUAAAUAAUGAAUCAACAAGGAAAGUUUUCUAUUUGCACUACUUGCUCAGAGCCUAUAAGCAAUUGUUAUGUGUGACAUCAUCCCAUUAAGAAGUGAAUGGGCUCAGUGGAACAGUGCCGCUCAGGCCAUUGGGAGAAAUACUAAUGUGAAUAGUUACACAAACCGGCAAGCUGAAAAAUAAACCUAUUUGGUCAACACAAUUUCCAAUCAAGGGCAACCAGCUCCUACGAUCAAAAUAAAAAAGUGUAAAAAGUCCUUUGUUGUAAAUGCUCCACUGGUAGGAGUGAGAAGUUGUGAGAGGGAAAACAUUAAAAAGCACAACCUUAAUGAGAGAACGGGGAAGGAUGUAUGGAGCUCUUUACAGUAUUGUUUUUUCCAUUCAUCCGCUCGUACAGUUCAUCUAUGUCAGCAGUCAGGAGCAAUUUGGGGUUCAGAAGCCUACCUUGCCUGAAGUCACUUUGGCAAGGGGAAUGGGGGAGAUGGGGAUUGAACCGCCAACUUCGAUGCUUAAAAGAAACCUUUGUUAACCUGUGAAAAGCUGUGGCGAAAGGCAUAUGUAAUACGACAUACAUGAUCAGUCCGGAACA
Molecule: messenger RNA, 5201 nt
Organism: Platichthys flesus (European flounder)
Lineage: Eukaryota; Metazoa; Chordata; Actinopteri; Pleuronectiformes; Pleuronectidae
Product: ADAMTS-like protein 3
Exons: 24
Coding region: 242-4141 (1299 amino acids)
Biological process (GO): extracellular matrix organization
Cellular component (GO): extracellular matrix
Molecular function (GO): metalloendopeptidase activity
Source: RefSeq, a predicted model, not a curated record